Molecule: messenger RNA, 1663 nt
Organism: Misgurnus anguillicaudatus (oriental weatherfish)
Lineage: Eukaryota; Metazoa; Chordata; Actinopteri; Cypriniformes; Cobitidae
Product: putative nuclease HARBI1
Source: RefSeq, a predicted model, not a curated record
AUAAAAGUCCAAAAUAGAAAAAUACACAGAAUACAACCAGAACACAUAACAAAACCAUUACAACGAGUCAAUAGCCGUUUCCCAAUGUCAAGGAUACUUCCUUUGCAGGACUAAUCCUUACAAGUCACUUCCUUCAGAGGGUAGGCUAGGCUCCUCUGUAGCCUUCGGAGAACACAUAAAUGGAACAGGCUAGCAGGUGCACGUCAUUGCGUCAUUACGCCAUUGAAAAGGUCUGAUUUCAGCGCUGAAAAUGGAUGUUCAAACGGUCUGGUUGCUGUACAGCAUUUUGUCGGAGAUGGAAAUGGAGCUGGUGAGGCAGCAUCGGCGGCAGGCUCGCACUCGCAGGAGGAGAUUUUUACUUUGUCGCAACCUGUGCCGUCAAAGACGUGGGAUUGCUCGGCACUACUGUACCAUCAAUGUUACAGUGCCAGUACUGCAGCGGUACUACAGAGGGGAGGACACUACCCCAGACUUUAGGCUGGGCAGAGACGCCAUGCAACAGCUGAUGGUGGCCCUGAAGACUGACAGGCAGCAUGGAUGGGGUCCGACUCUGGAGACCCUUGUGUUCCUGUUCUGGCUGGCAUCCGGUUCAGCCUACAGAGUUGUCGCCAGGGCCUUUAGCAUUCCUAUUUCCACAGUGCACAGAGUUGUCCACAAGAUGGUGGAUGAGGUGGUGGCUGUGCUACAUCAAUUUGUCCGCUUCCCUCGCACACAGGAGGAGCUCCAAUUGGUCGGGGAUGGUUUUGCUUUAUUGGCUAAUCACCAAGCAUUUCGCAAGGCAGCAGGGGCAGUAGACGGCUGCCAUAUACGAAUAAAAUGUCCUGGUGGUCCUGAUGGUCACGAUUACAACAACAGAAAGCUGUUCCCUUCAGUGGUGCUCCAGGCAGUCUGUGACCAUCAGGGUCGCUUUAUUGACAUCUUUGUGGGUUACCCAGGAAGUGUGCAUGAUGCACGCAUUCUGAAGAACAGCCCCAUCUACACUAGGCGGAUUUACCCUCCGCCUUGGUACUUUCUCCUAGCUGACGGUGGCUAUCCAUGUCUCCAGGAACCCCUGGCCCUUAUCACACCAUAUAAGAGGCCAGUGAGAGGCAUGGCACAGCAAAGGUUUAAUUACCAUCAUUCCAAAGGUCGCAAAAUCAUUGAGCGUGCAUUUGGAAUGAUGAAAGUCCGCUUCAGGUGCAUCUUUUUAGAAGCACUUGAAGUACAUACACUGUUUGUCCCUAAGGUGGUGACGGCAUGUGUAAUUUUGCACAACAUUUGUGUUGGUGUCGGGGAUGUGCUGGAAGAGGUUGUGGAGGACGAGGACAACCAGCCACUUGUGGAGCUUGAUGGUGGGGAGAACCGAAGUGGAGCUGCUUGGCGGACUGCACUGACCAACGAGGUGUCUGCACUCAUCGAGGCACCUCUUGAUCAUGAUUAUUUUUGCCAGCCUUAAAGCAACAACAGCAGCACCGGCGGUGCUGUACGCAGUGUGGCUGAUGGGCGAUUGGGUCCUUUGGUGUUGUUGUACAUAGUUAUAAAUGUUUAAGUUGUUCUACAUAGUUGUAAAUAUUAGAUAUUAAUUUCCUGCUUCAUGUACAUAGUUGUGACUACAGAUUUGUUUAAAUAAAUGUGUUUAAUGUAACAAACAUGAAAUUAAGGCUUUGUGUCCAUCUCGGAAUCA